GCGUCAGUAAGUGGCUGAAAUAUUCACUAACAAUCGGUUUACGUUUGCUGUUAUAUAUGUGUGACUGUGCUCGCUAUUGUAUUGCAGUAGCUUUUGACAUCGUGUUAAUUUUAUUCAUGUAUAUAAAUGUGACAACUUGUGAUAGUUUUUAGUCGCUAUUCAGCGACUAAACAAGUUUAACGCGUGUUUAUAUAUACGCUUUUGCUGGGUUCCUGAACGGAAAUAAAUAUAUCCGCGGAUCUCUGUCACUUGAUUGUGCGCUCCCGCUUGUGAUUGCUGAACAAUUGCAAAAUGGGAUCAUUGACAAGCAGGCAAAACGCUGGCGUCGAAGAAGUUGAUAUUAUCUCCAACCAUGCGUAUAAAUAUCCUCCGCGAUCCGGUUCUUAUUUUGGUAGCCAUUUUAUAAUGGGUGGUGAACGUUUUGACACACCUCAGCCUGAAGCCUAUCUCUUUGGAGAAAACGCUGACUUGAAUUUUUUGGGCAGUCGACCAACACCUUUUCCAUAUCCUCCACCACAACCCAAUGAUCCUACAAAAACAUUAAAGAGUUUAGUAAACAUACGAAAGGAAUCCUUAAGGUUGGUUCGCAAUAUGGACCAUAUGUCCACCUCUUCACAGUACCAUAAUGGUAAACAUUAUGAGGAUAUUGACAUCGACAAGAAACCCAAUCGUUUCAAUAUCGAGUUUGUGUUUGACUGCGACGUGAGGUGUGCCAUUACGAUAUAUUACUUUUGCACGGAGGAGAUCUCGACGAAGGGAGUCGCCUACAUACCACGAGACUCAUCCAUGAACUCGGAAACGUAUUAUUAUAAGAAAGGAGCGAAUCAAUUAUUCUCGCAAUCGACGCAUAUAUUUGAUCCAACGUUAUACAGUGAAGAGGACUUGAUAUAUAAUGCGGACAGAGAAAUUAUCCCAAUAGCUAUACAUUGUGUGGCAGAAGAAGGAUCGGACGAUCCCAAGCAAUCUCACACGACUAUAGCUGUGGUCGAGAAACAUUCUGACGGAACGUAUGUGCUGAAAGCCCUUAAACAGAAACUCUACGUCGACGGUCUCUGUUAUUUGUUACAAGAGAUAUAUGGAAUCGAAAAUAAGAACACUGAGAAUGCAAAGCAACAAGGUAGCGACGAGGACACCGAGGACAACGGCUCUGAGUGCGUUAUUUGCAUGUGCGACGUGCGCGACACGUUAAUCUUGCCGUGCAGACACUUGUGCUUGUGCAACGGAUGCGCUGAUUCCUUGAGAUACCAAGCAAACAAUUGUCCGAUAUGUCGCGCGCCGUUCCGAGCGCUUCUGCAAAUUAGAGCUCUGCAAAAAGCAACCGGUACGAUUAUAUCCAAUCCGCCAUUACCAGAAGGCGGCUGCGAGAAUAUUCCAUCGGGCUACGAAGCGGUAUCUCUAAUAGAAGCUUUGAAUGGGCCCUAUACUCCACGAACCGCCAUCAUCGCGCCAGAAUCUCCGGACACGCCCGAUACAGAUACAGCGAGUGCUAUUCAAGCCGCUGAAACCUUAAAUCGCUCGGCCGAACGUACACCAGUUUCAAAACACAUAUCUGUUAAAGAAGUCGAUAUGUCGGCCAGAUCCAGCACCGCUUGUCCAACCCCUGAAUUCCAAAUGUCCGUUUUAUUGGUUAGAGACGAACAUUCGGGCUCGCAAAAGGAACUGCACAAUAGAUCGCCAGCGAUGCGAAUCAAAUCGAUACAUUCGCGCGAUAAAUCUAGCUUAAGAGCGCGCGACACACUGAGAUUGGUCAACGAGGAGAAACCAGCUUCUUCAUACGAAAGCCAAGGGCAAGACGAAGACAGCGAAGCGGAGAGAUUGUCACCGUUGUUGGAUGCAGCCACAAGCACUGAGACAUCGGACAUACAUUCCCAUAGAAUAUGCGACAUCGAUAUGGACGAUGAGAUUCAGAACACGGAGAACCUAAAUGACGCGGAAAUUGAUUGCCACUCGUAUUAGGAAACAGUCGAGAACGUAUUUUUACAUAUAGUAUAUAUCAUUGUUAAGUUUCGUAUCAUUUAAAUGAUCUUUUAUCUUUCGUGUAAAUCGCGUAAGUAAAAAUCGUGUUAUUUAUUGGAAGACUCUAGACUGCUCGCUGCGGCUGUAAUUUCGGUUCGUUAAAUCGUAAGUGAAGAAAGAUCCACAUGAAACGUGUGAUACGUGGAGCCACUUCUUCUGAUAUACGGUGCAUAAUGUAAUGAUCAUCUUUCUUUUUAUCUGUCUCCCUUUAACAUAAUCUAUCACGGUUGCAGUGAUUGGCCCAGAAUCUCAAUACAAAGAUAUUUUCUAUUCUGUACAACUUACCAUUGUAAAAAAUUAGGAAACACGAAGAAAUUAUAUUUGUUACAAUUUCUUAUGCUUUAAUUAACCGUUAGAAUUGAGAAUAAUAUGUAUGCAUGUGUAUACUUGUCAAAUUGUGAAGACUGGGACAGUACUUGUAAAGGAUAAAAUGUUGUGGUGUAGCAUUUUUUAGACGGUAAAAUGUAAAAUUAUAUAUGGAAUUAAUCUACGUGAAAAUUAACAUUAGAUAAUAAAGGUGCUUCCAUUUUA
Messenger RNA from Odontomachus brunneus, 2547 nucleotides. It is a transcript of the gene Mrgn1, whose product is annotated as E3 ubiquitin ligase RNF157. Gene Ontology annotation, cellular component: cytoplasm. Gene Ontology annotation, molecular function: ubiquitin protein ligase activity. The record is from RefSeq and is a predicted model, not a curated record. The coding region runs from base 292 to 1956 and encodes 554 amino acids. Gene Ontology annotation, biological process: protein ubiquitination. The transcript has 9 exons. Lineage: Eukaryota; Metazoa; Arthropoda; Insecta; Hymenoptera; Formicidae.